Aplysia californica (California sea hare) is the source of this 1149-nucleotide messenger RNA. Its product is annotated as histamine H2 receptor-like. The transcript has a single exon. Lineage: Eukaryota; Metazoa; Mollusca; Gastropoda; Aplysiida; Aplysiidae. Gene Ontology annotation, molecular function: G protein-coupled peptide receptor activity. The record is from RefSeq and is a predicted model, not a curated record. Bases 1 to 1149 code for a protein of 382 amino acids. Gene Ontology annotation, cellular component: plasma membrane. Gene Ontology annotation, biological process: G protein-coupled receptor signaling pathway.
AUGCGUCCCACUGGAACUACUGAAACUUGGUUAACACACCCAACUCUAAACUGGGAGGACACAAAGGAGACUGCCCCAAGAACUAAUGACGAGGGAAAGAAUAUUUCGAGCCCAAGCCAGCUGCUAGGCGAUGAAACAACUCUCUUUGUGAUGCAACUUCUGAUGUUCUACGUGACCCCAGCAAUAUCAGUUCUCGGCGCGUUGGGCAACGUGUUCAGCAUCAUCAUCCUGGUCAAGCACGGACUGGACAAAUGCUCAAACAUCCUGCUAUUCUGCCUGGCCGUGACAGAUCUCACAUUUCUCAUCUCCUUCAACAGCGUGCCUAAAGUCCUUUACGAGGUGACAGGGGAGCCUUUUGCCUGGGCGUACUCGGAAUCCGCCAGCUGUGCAGCCUUCGUGAUGUUUAUCAUCUUCAACAUUUUGGACUACGCCAUGGGUUACAUAUCACUAACCAUCCCUAUGCUUAUCACUAUAGAACGUCUUAUCGCUGUGUUCAUGCCGUUGAAGUUCCACCAGAUUAUGACGCCGAAGAGAACAUGGGGGAUGGUGGGCGUCACAUAUUGCUUUUGGUACUCUUACAAUAUCUACUCCUCCUUCUGGUUUGAGUUCGGUUAUGAAUUUAGACCUCAUUUGAACAUCUCCGUUGGGCUCAUUCAACGCUCACCUCUCUACUACAGAGAACUGAACGCGGUGUCUUUUAUGCAAGAGUUCGUGACCUACAGCAGCAUGAAGAUACCCCCAGUGUGCACGCUUCUUGGCUGCAUCAUCAUUUCCGCCAAGAUCAGAAUGGCGUCCGUGAAACGGAAAAAACUAACGUCUGCUGGAGGCAAGAGAGAAUCCUCCUCCUCCUCCUCCAGCACAAGGACGACGAAGAUGUUACUGGCUGUCUGUGCUGUGUACACAGUGACGUGUGCCAUACUCUCGCUACCCACGUACAUCCCACAGUACGCUUACUACACACUGACAGGGGACGCGCCGAACAACGUCGGCCGUAUAGCGUACCAGUUGAUGAACAUCAUCGUGUGUGUGAACAGCUCAUGCAACUUUGUUGUCUACGUAGGCAUGAACAAGAAAUUCCGGGACACUUACAAGUCUUUAUUAUGCUGUUCCUGUCGCUAUGCGAAGCGGAAUCAAAAUGCAAGAUUAUGA